GGGGUGCGCACUUGGGCGCCCCUGGCCAUGGCGGCGAAGGUGGACCUGAACACCUCCACCGACUGGAAGGAGGCAAAAUCGUUUCUGAAGGGCCUGAGUGACAAGCAGCGGGAGGAGCACUACUUCUGCCAGGACUUCAUCCGGCUGAAGAAGGUCCCCACCUGGAAGGAGACGGCGAAAGGGUUGACCGUGAAGGUGGAGGAGCCCAAGUACAAAAAGGACAAGCACCUCAAUGAGAAGAUCUCCCUGUUCCGCGGCGACAUCACCAAGCUGGAGGUGGACGCCAUCGUCAACGCCGCCAACAGCUCCCUGCUCGGAGGCGGCGGUGGCGUUCCCCUGCAUCUCCACCGGCGUGUUUGGCUACCCCAACGAGGCGGCGGCGGAGGUAGUGCUGGCUGCGCUGCGCGAGUGGCUGGAGCAGCACAAGGACAAGGGGCAGGGGGGACAGGGACCAGGCCUGGGAGCCAGGGAGCGGCUCCUGCGAGGCUCAUCAGGCCCUGGCGCAGGUGGACCGGCUCAUCAUCUGUGUGUUUCUGGAGAAGGACGAGAACAUCUACCUGCAGCGGCUGCCGCACUACUUCCCCCUGGCCUGACGGCACCCGGCACACCCUGACCAGGACCGACUCGCCACCGGGGCCUGCUGGACCUCGCUCCCAGCUCUAAGAGGCGGCUGAAGCCGGCAGCUGGGCCUGGUCACCCCAUCUUUUCCCUCAGCCCCUGCCCCUCAGGAGCCUCCUAAUAAAGACCGCCCUAUUGCA
Myotis brandtii (Brandt's bat) is the source of this 758-nucleotide messenger RNA. RefSeq names its product MACRO domain containing 1 (gene MACROD1). Lineage: Eukaryota; Metazoa; Chordata; Mammalia; Chiroptera; Vespertilionidae. Gene Ontology annotation, cellular component: nucleoplasm. The record is from RefSeq and is a predicted model, not a curated record. The coding region runs from base 28 to 663 and encodes 211 amino acids. Gene Ontology annotation, molecular function: ADP-ribosylglutamate-[protein] hydrolase activity. Gene Ontology annotation, biological process: peptidyl-glutamate ADP-deribosylation; purine nucleoside metabolic process; DNA damage response. The transcript has 9 exons.